Molecule: messenger RNA, 495 nt
Organism: Gongylonema pulchrum
Lineage: Eukaryota; Metazoa; Nematoda; Chromadorea; Rhabditida; Gongylonematidae
Source: the annotation of a GenBank genome assembly
AUGAUUUCUAUCAUAAAUUUACCAGCCGAAACGCCAUCUGAAUAUUUCGCUACUGCGCCGCGAAGCCGCAGCACAUGUGAGGCACUGUUCUGGCAACAUAACAGACCAUCAAAUUACAAGGCAUACUUGCCGGAUGGAAGACGAAUCGGAUAUCCAAAUCCACCGGAUCCGAAUUUAUUAUGGCAAGAUGCGCUGCAGCGAUCGAUGAUGUACAAGCUGGAAGUUGACGGAACUAUUGCUUCACCGUCUCGUUCCUUCUCACUAGUGAUGCAGUUGGCAGUUGAUUGUCCAGCUGAGGAGAAAAACAGUUUGUUCUGGAAAAUACACGAUGAGCAUGAGCACCAUCGUUAUGCGAUUGCGACAUUCGUCAGGAAGACAAGUGAAAUGGUAGAAGAAGCAGGGCAAAUCUUUCUACGAAUAGAGCCCACAAGCAACAAGGAGUUAGCCGAAUUCAAAAAUGAGCGCCCAACCAAACUCGAGCUUCCCAUCAGCUGA